AUGGCAAUAUUGAACUCAGUCAGUGGUGUUGCAAGUGAAGUAGCGCAUCAGCCCAGCCGCCCCAGCUACAUCAAGCUAGUUUUAGACCAGACUUUGAUCACCUGUCAAGUCCGUGACUAUGACUAUCCAGGCAGUGGAACAACUGAAGAUCCAUACAUGGUCGACUGGCUUCCCAACGAUCCCAAGAAUGGCUUCAACUUGCCUGCAGCUGUGAAAUGGACCAUUGUUUUGAUCUGCGCCUUCAGCACGCUUGCCUGCUCUUUUUCUUCGACAGUCUUCGCUGGCGCAAUCAUUCAAAUUGAGGAUUUCUUCCACGUGAGAGAGGAGAUAGCAAUCCUCAGUGUUUGCCUCUAUGUACUGGGAUUCGCCCUUGGCCCGCUUCUUUGGGGCCCGCUCUCCGAACUCUACGGUCGCCAAUCUAUCUACCUUAUUACCAUGGGCGCGUCGGUCUUGUUCGAGGGUGCGGCGACUGCUAGCAAGCCAGAUCGAGUUGCUGCCUUAAUUGUGCUUCGCUUUCUGGUGGGUUCAUUUAGCUCGGCGGCAAUUUCCAACUCACCUGGUGUAGUCGCCGAUAUCUUCGUACCGGCGGAGCGUGGGCUCGCCGUUAUGGUAUACUCUAUGUUCCCUUUCCUUGGCCCAACCUUAGGCCCUGUCUGCGGUAACUUCCUCGCGGCUGGUGCCGGAUGGAGAUGGGUUAAUGUUCUAUGCACUGUCUUCUUCGCCAUGAUGUUUGUUGUCGGUCUGGUCUUUGUGCCUGAGACUUACGCGCCCUAUAUCCUACGACGUCGCGCAAAGAUACUAAGCAAGGAGACCGGCAAAGUCUUUGUUAGCAAACUCGACAUUGGCAUCCCGCCCAAGACUCUUAGAGCUACCUUGAGCACGGCUAUCACGAGGCCUAUUGUCAUGGCAAUACGGGAACCAAUAUCGACUGCUAUGGCUGUGUAUGCUGCGAUUAUCUAUGGUAUUCUCUAUCUAAUUUUCGCGGCUUUUCCCAUUAUUUUUAUCACUGAACGCCACUGGAGCCAAGGUGUGUCGGGCUUAUCCUACAUUGGCAUCAUGAUCGGUCAGAUUCUUGCUGUGCCCUUCUAUGUUGUCCUUGAAAUUAAGUACCGCAAGAAAAUCGCCUGCAAAGCGGUUGUGCCGAACCCUGAAAUGCGUCUUGAGCCGGCCUUCUAUGGAGCUGUGAUGCUCCCUGUCAGCCUGUUUUGGUUCGCGUGGACAUCAUACACUGGUAUUCACUGGGCAGUGGGCCUUGUGGGCACUAUUUUCUUUGGGUUGGGCAAUGUUCUCGUCUUCAUCUCCAUGACAAACUACCUUAUUGAUACAUAUAGCCUGUUUGCUGCCACAGCAGCGGCUACCAACGCUAUGGCUCGCGCCCUCUUUGGCUUUGCAUUCCCUCUUUUCACCACGUACAUGUACAAUAAUCUCGGGACUCAGUGGGCCUCGUCUAUUCCUGCUUUCCUGUCUUUGGCAUUCACGCCUUUGCCUUUUAUCUUUUUCCGAUUUGGCUCAAAAUUGCGCGCUAAAUCCAAAUUUGCCAACGAGGCCGAAAGACAACUGGCAAAGCUGCAGGAAGUACGCCAGAAUGUGGAGAAACGGUUUGAAGAAAAGCAAGCUCGUGAUAAUACAAGAUCCUCUGACAUAGAGGAAACUGAGAAUGUUGCCAGUACCAUCGCCAAAAAUUCAGAAGUUGCCGCCGUUGACCGUUCAAACUCCGGCUCCAACUGA
Messenger RNA from Penicillium pulvis, 1728 nucleotides. Its product is annotated as MFS transporter. Gene Ontology annotation, molecular function: transmembrane transporter activity. Gene Ontology annotation, biological process: transmembrane transport. Bases 1 to 1728 code for a protein of 575 amino acids. The record is from RefSeq and is a predicted model, not a curated record. The transcript is spliced from 2 exons. NCBI's taxonomy places the organism in Eukaryota, Fungi, Ascomycota, Eurotiomycetes, Eurotiales, Aspergillaceae.